AUGCUCUUGCUUCUCGUCUCUGUGGCUGUGUUACACACUAAUGCGUCGCAGUCGCAGCAAGCUCAACUUGAGAAAUUCAUCUUGUCUCGAAAAGCGGCCGACAAGAUCACGGCGCUGCCGGGGCAGCCACACGUCGACUUCGACCAGUACAGCGGGUACGUGACCGUCGACGAGAAGCACGGCCGCGCGCUCUUCUACUACUUCGUGGAAGCGCCGCAGGAUGCAUCGUCCAAGCCACUCCUCCUGUGGCUUAACGGAGGGCCUGGAUGUUCGUCGUUACUCGGAGCAAUGCUAGAGCUGGGCCCGUUCCGCGUGAACUUCGAUAACGUAACACUUAGAGUAAACGAGUAUGCCUGGAACAAAGAGGCUAAUGUAAUCUUUCUGGAGUCGCCCGCUGGUGUCGGAUUUUCUUAUUCCAACACAUCAUCUGACUACAAUGAGAGUGGGGAUUCAAGGACCGCCGAGGAUGCGUACAUCUUCCUUGUCAAUUGGCUUGAGAGGUUCCCUGAGUACAAGACGCGUGCCUUUUAUAUUUCUGGUGAGAGCUACGCUGGUCACUAUGUGCCACAACUAGCUGCCACCAUCCUUAGUCACAACUUGUACAACAACGGAACGAUAGUAAACCUUCAGGGCAUCUUGGUUGGCAAUCCAUAUCUGGAUGACUAUAAAAACCAGAAGGGACGAUUUGAGUACCUAUGGAACCAUGGGGUGUUGUCCGAUGAGGCCUGGGCCAACAUUACCAACCAUUGCAGUUUUAACUCUUCAGAUAAUGAACUAUGCUCGGAGUUCUAUGGGUGGUACGAUUUUGGUCCCAUUGAUCCCUACGGCAUAUACGCUCCCAUUUGCAUCGAUGAACCUGACGGAUCAUAUCACUCCAGCAGUUAUCUACCAGGGUACAAUCCAUGUGACUUCUAUCCUACCUGGACCUACCUCAAUGAUCCUGUGGUGCAAGAGGCUUUUCAUGCUAGAAAGACUGAAUGGGAUAGCUGCGCAAACCUAGAUUGGAAAGAUGCGCCAAAAUCUAUGGUGCCGACCCUCCAGUGGCUAAUCAUGCAUGGGCUGCCCGUAUGGUUGUUUAGUGGCGAUUUUGAUGCCAUAUGCCCACUCACCGCCACAAGAUACUCGAUCCAAGAUCUGAACAUCUCAGUCACAACACCGUGGCGUCCAUGGACAGCAAAAAUGGAGGUGGGAGGUUAUGUUCAACAGUAUGCAGGAGGCUUCACAUUUAUUACUGUGAGGGCCGCUGGGCACAUGGUUCCAUCUAUGCAACCCGGGAGAGCUCUCAUAUUGCUCAACUAUUUCCUCAAAGGGGUGCUUCCUCCUUAUAUACAAGAACAAUGA
Molecule: messenger RNA, 1341 nt
Organism: Sorghum bicolor (sorghum)
Lineage: Eukaryota; Viridiplantae; Streptophyta; Magnoliopsida; Poales; Poaceae
Product: serine carboxypeptidase-like 28
Exons: 9
Coding region: 1-1341 (446 amino acids)
Biological process (GO): proteolysis
Cellular component (GO): vacuole
Molecular function (GO): serine-type carboxypeptidase activity
Source: RefSeq, a predicted model, not a curated record